AGCCGAGAAAAAAUAACACUGCAAAAGAAAAAGAAGAAGAAAAACAAGUGUCUUGGCGUUUCUUCAUCAAUAAUCCCUCCUCUCCCUAUGAAGGGAGGAGGAGAUGGCUGGGUGUCAGGGCCUUCUUCAUUGUUCUCCUCCUUCUCCUCCUCUUCAUCUUUUCAACGAGCACAAACAAAGCUAGCAGAAACACCAACAAUAGCUUCUUCAAUGUUGCAUUGAUGAGUGCUUCAGAGGGAGCAUAAAUAGAGAGCAAGGCAAAGCUCAUCCAGCAUUCCAGCCCAGUGUUCUCAUCCUAGUAUACAUACCACAAAGAUCCUUCCCUGUCCACCUUCUUUCUUUGCACUCCUCCUACUUCUGCCUGCUGCUAUUCUCUUGGCUAUCUUUAGCCCCUCUCUCGUGUUUCCUUUCAUUCCAUUCCAUUCCAUUCACUAGAUCUUCUCAUUGCCUGCCAUGGAAUCCUCCCAUAUCACUGGGGAUGAUGGCGAGGGCUGCAACAGCUGCGAGUCCGGGUGGACAAUGUACCUGGCCUCCCCCAUGCAAGGCGAUGACGACGAUGGCGCCAAGGGAAGUGGCAGCGAUGGGAGCAAUGUCGAUGAUGGCUAUGGCUACAGGUACAUCGUCCAUGGCAGGAAAGGAGGCAAGGAGUACCAUGAUGAUGGCGAUGACAACGACUCCCUCGCCUCCGAUGCUUCCACUGGACCAGCCAAGGACAAGGUGCAGCCCUCCUCGCCUGACGGCAAAGAAGCCCCGGGCCAUCGAAAGUACGGUGCCGCCGCCGACGACGACAAGGACGACGAGAAGCCAGAGGAGGAAGAUGACACGCGCACCAGGUUCUCGACGAGCUCCCGAAAGAAAGCCGCUAGCAAGACGGAGAAAGGCGGCGAGGGGAAGUCAUCCAAGCGUGGCCAUGGCAAGAAGGGAAGCUCCUCAAGGACAAGCUUCUUUUGGUAAAUCAAAUGCUUCAGAAUCGUUUACUCUGUAGUCUGUAGUCUGUACUAGCAAAUUCAUAGCAAUAUGCAUGUAUUCUGCCUUAUGCAUCGAUCGAUCUUUUCCAUUUCUUGUUAAGAUGAAAUGUUAGGAGCAUUGGAGAAGAGGAAGGAAGGCUUUUUUGGGUCCUCAGUUUUGCCUUCCAUAGUGUUCUCCCAUGGUUGACCACCACCACCCAAGUCUAGUAGGGUUAACUGU
Lolium rigidum is the source of this 1188-nucleotide messenger RNA. Its product is annotated as protein SOB FIVE-LIKE 4-like. The coding region runs from base 454 to 954 and encodes 166 amino acids. The record is from RefSeq and is a predicted model, not a curated record. The transcript has a single exon. Gene Ontology annotation, biological process: cytokinin biosynthetic process. Lineage: Eukaryota; Viridiplantae; Streptophyta; Magnoliopsida; Poales; Poaceae.